AUGGUGAAUUCGUAUACGCAUCUUCGUUUCACCAUUUUCAUCUCCUUCUCCCUCGCAGCAGCUUCUUCCUUCAAGCUCACCGCUUCCCAUUCUCCGUCGUCGCUUCCGAAAGCCACCGCCGGUGAUCUGCUCUCUGUUCUAGGACCACCCUCCGCCGCGUCGACCCUUAACCCCACCGUGUCUCGAGAAAUCCGGUCGUGUCUCAGAUUCCUCGUCCCCUUCAAACCGGAUGAAUCUGGACCGGAAUUGGGACGAUGCUCGCUCCGGACCGGACUCUGUUCAGGGAAAAUCGACGCCGUCGAGAAGCGGAGCAAGUUCGAAGAGGACAAUUCUCUCGUCUGGUGGCCACCUGAGCCGGUUCUCGAGCUCGCUCGUCUCGCUGUUGACUCCGGUGGCGAUCCCGGCGCAAUUCAGCGAUCCCUCGAUCCCAAAAUGAUCCCGGUUCCUGAUGUCGAAGGAUCAAAGAAACGGAAAUGUCAGCUCACAAGAACUCCAUAUGGCCGUCACUUCAUAGCAGAGGAAGCGAACUCAUAUUUCGAGUUCUUGUUUCAUCUAAUUGAAUCUAGGGGUCCUAGCGUCGGACUGAAUGUUUCCUUGACUCGAUAUGAUUUGUUCCAUGGCCAUCUCUUCCUCGCCUCAGAUUCUGGACGCCUUGGAAUAUUGUUUCAUGCUAAAGAGUAUCCAGCCUUUGACAAGAAAUUGUUUCCGUACAACAUGGGGUAUUGCCAGAGAGGAUCUGAUGUGAAGUACGGUGAUGAAAUGAACUUGAGAAAUAUCCUCUGGCUUGCUCCAUUACCCAGCAAAUCUGCUCCAGGUUGGCUUGCUCCAGGUGUACUUGUGGUGCUUGAUGCGCAUCCAGAUGGAAUGAUAUACCGAGAUCUCAUCCCUAACUAUGUUAAGUUUGUGAGAACAAUAUACGAAGAUGAUUUGGGAGCAACCGCUGUUGAUGUCAAUUACUUGAACGUCGGAGCUGAGGAACCUGAUUAUCAGCUUUUCUUGUGCUGA
Microthlaspi erraticum is the source of this 1005-nucleotide messenger RNA. The record is from the annotation of a GenBank genome assembly. NCBI's taxonomy places the organism in Eukaryota, Viridiplantae, Streptophyta, Magnoliopsida, Brassicales, Brassicaceae.